CGUCACAUGUCACGUUCACUGCUUUCGCCAGAGUUAGGUGGAUUUCAAAUAAGAAUAUAUCCAAACAUCAACAUUUUGUACAUGCUUCUCGGACCGACAGGUCUCUUUCCCGUCAAGUGGGAGUAGGGACACAUUUCGCAGGAUGCAGCCCCUGAAGGAUGCACAGCUGGGCGCUUUCACAUUCUUUGCCUCGGCUCUCCCCCAUGAUGUCUGUGGGAGCAACGGCCUUCCCCUCACCCCUAACUCCAUCAAAAUUCUGGGACGGUUCCAAAUCCUAAAGACCAUCACCCAUCCCAGACUGUGCCAGUAUGUGGACAUCUCCAGAGGAAAGCACGAACGUCUCAUUGUUGUCGCCGAACACUACGAGAGCGGUUUGAGCGAUUUCCAAAAACAAGGACACAAAGUCAGCCCAGAGAGGGUUUUGCAGCUUGCCUACGAGGUCCUCGAAGGUCUGGCCUUCAUGAACAAACACGGUAUGGUGCACAGAGCCCUGAGUGUCAACAACGUGCUCCUGGACCGCGAGGGGAACGUAAAGCUGGCCAAGUUUGGCUUCUAUCACAUGACUGAUCACGGCGCUGAUGUGGACUUUCCAAUUGGGUACCCAUCAUACCUUGCCCCAGAGGUGAUCGCUCAGAGUUCCUUCCACCCCAGUGACCCUUCCCACAAUACAGCGCCGCGACCCUCCGGACCCAAAACGGAUGUGUGGUCGCUGGGAGUUCUGCUUUUUGAAUUGUGUGUUGGUCGAAAGCUGCUGCACAACAUUGACAUAAGUGAGAAGCUGAAGUUCAUUCUAACUCUGGGCUGUAUGGACGACAUUGUCACCGUCCUGGGUGAGGAGCACGGUUGCCUGGAAACCAUCAAGGGCCUGCCUGAGAAUGUUCUGGAGUUACUACGAAAAUGCUUGACCUUCCUUCCUUCCAAACGGCCGACCCCUGGCGAGCUCCUCGGAGAUCCAGUGUUCGAUGGCGUUUCUUGCCUCUACACGACAUUCCAGAAGCCUGUGAGCCUCUUCUCAUCUUCUCUACGCUGUGCACAUCUGGAGCUCCCGGAGGACAUCGGCGACCUUUGCAAAGAUGACGACGAUGACUACCUAGCCGAGCGGGCCAUAAAUGAGGUGUAUCACCUGUGGUGCCUGGCAGGGGGCGACCUAGAGAAGGAGCUGACCAAUAAGGAGAUCAUACAGUCCAAACCUCCCAUUUGCACACUACCCAAUUUUGUCCUGGAGGAUGGGGAGUCGUUUGGCCAGUGGAGGGAUCGGAGUUUCUUACUUGACGACACAACAGUGACACUAUCACUGUGCCAGCUGAGGAAUAGACUAAAGGACGUGGCAGGCGAAGCUUAUUUCCCUCUGCUGGAGGACGAACGGUCAAGCGUGACGCAUUCCAACAGCGCCAACGAGCUGUCGGCCACGGUCACCCUGCCGCUCAUCAUCCGCGAGAGAGACACCGAGUACCAGCUCCUCCGCAUCAUCCUCUUUGACAGGCUGCUUGAGGCUUAUCCCUACAAGAAGAAGCUGGUGUGCAAAGAGGCCAGGGUGGACAUCCCGCCUCUUGUGCGUGGUCUGGCGUGGGCUGCGCUGCUGGGCAUUGAGGGGGACAUUCAGGCCAAAUACGAAAGCAUAGACAAGGACACGCCCAUUCCAACGGACAGACAGAUCGAAGUGGACAUCCCCAGAUGCCACCAAUACGACGAGCUGCUGUCGUCUCCGCAUGGCCACGUUAAGUUCAGGCGGGUUUUGAAAGCCUGGGUGGUCUCCCAUCCGGACCUGGUCUACUGGCAGGGUUUGGAUUCACUUUGCGCCCCGUUUCUCUACUUGAAUUUUAACAAUGAGGCUUUGGCUUACUCUUGUAUGUCGGCCUUCAUCCCCAAAUACCUCUUCAACUUUUUCCUGAAGGACAACUCGCACGUCAUCCAAGAAUACUUGACAGUCUUCUCCCAAAUGAUCGCCUUCCACGACCCAGAGCUGAGCAAUCACCUCAAUGAGAUCGGCUUCAUUCCUGACCUCUACGCCAUUCCCUGGUUCCUGACCAUGUUCACACACGUGUUUCCGCUGCACAAGAUCUUCCACCUGUGGGACACGCUGCUGCUGGGCAAUUCUUCUUUCCCCUUCUGCAUCGGCGUAGCCAUACUGAAGCAGCUCAGGGACCGCCUCCUGGCUAAUGGCUUCAACGAGUGCAUCCUGCUGUUCUCCGACCUGCCAGAAAUUGACAUUGAGCGCUGCGUCCGUGACUCUAUCAACCUCUUCUCCUACACACCAAAAAGCGCCACAUUCAGACAACACGCGCAGCUUCAGAAGGUGUCUGGUGAGAAAAACGUCACGUACUACUCGUCCGACUACCAGGAUUUCCCCAAGACGGACCUUUCUCGGGAGCCUCUGGCGCUGCUGGACCUGAAAGCUGAGGUGUCUCCUCGCAUCUCGGCAGAGGACUUCAUCGACCUGUGCGACAUGUCGUUCCCCGGAAGCAGCAGGACCAAAGGCAGCAAGCCAAGAAUUAUUGCUGUUGACAUCCGCAGCGCGGAGGACUUCAGCAGAGGCCACAUGUCCGGCAGCAUCAACGUUCCAUUCGGCACAACGUUCGGAGCCAACGAUGAGGUGCUGCAGUGUCCAGCAGCGGGGAUCCUCCAGAACUACGGCGGACGGGUCGUCGUCGUCAUCGGUCACGCCGCGAAGAAAGCUGCUGUGUUUGCCACACACCUCGUCAAGGUGAACUUCCCACUGGUUUGCAUUCUGGAUGGAGGGAUCAACAAGCUAAAGCCCACCGGACUUCUGACCGUUCCUUCCCCUCAGAUCUGACCCAAGCUGUUGGUGCUAUUGGGGGGGAAAGACGUGCAUCAUUAAUGAUUGGAGGCACCCCCAAAACAGUGGAACAUCUAAAGUCCAAUAAGGUAGACUCUGAACUAAAUGUGUGUGCACCAAUAGUGGGCAUGUUGCGGGUGAUCUCCUAAGAUUGUGUUCACAGUUGAUAACAAGUGAAAAUGUUUUAAUAUACAAAAACCUGUAGUAAAUCAGGCUUCUAAGAGUUUCAAGCACCGUCAUGGAAGAUCUCGCAAGACCACUGAAAGUGCGAGUGUCUUUUGCUUCUUCUUUGCCCUUUUUGUGUCUUUAUACAGUAGAAGAAAUGGUGUCAUGUAUCACUGUUUCCCCUGAAAUGUCCUCAUAUACAAUGUAUAAUGGCUUGCCCUCCCCAUACGGAAUUCAAAUUACAAUUAAUUUGAUGAUUUUUUUUGUAAUAAUUUAUAAACACGCUCUUGCCCUAGCUCGGGGGUCAGCAACCCGUGGCUCUUUAGCGCCGCCCUAGUGGCUCCCAGGAGCUUUUUCAAAAAUGUAUGAAAAUGGAAAAAGAUGAGGCAAAAAAUAUAUAUUUUUGUUUUAAUAUGGUUUCUGUAUGAGGACAAACAUGACACAAACCUUCCUAAUUGUCAGAAAUCCCAAUGUUUAUAUUAAAAAUGCUUCACCGAUGAGAAUAUUUGGCGCCCGCCAUUUCGUCCUACUAAUUUCGCAAGUCCUUGAAAGCACCGUAGUUUGUUUACAUGUGCAACUUUCUCCGACGCUGCUACAGAAAGACGUGUUUUAUGUCACUCCUUUUUUGUCCACCAAACUUUUUAUGCUGUGUGUGAAUGCACAAAGGUGAGCUUUGUUGAUGUUAUUGACUUGUUGGAGUGCUAAUCAGACAUGCUGUACUUGGUCACAGCAUAGCAUGUUAGCUAAUCGAUGCUAACAUGCUAUUUAUGCUAGCUGUAUGUACAUAAUGCAUCAUUAUAGGCCAGGGGUCGGCAACCCGCGGCUCUUUAGCGCCGCCCUAGUGGCUCUCUGAAGCUUUUUCAAAAAUGUAUGAAAAAUGGAAAAAGAUGAGGGGAAAAAAAAAUAAAUUUUGUUUUAAUAUGGUUUCUGUAUGAGGACAAACAUGACACAAACCUCCCUAAUUGUUAUAAAGCACACUGUUUAUAUUAAACAUGCUUCACUGAUUCGAGUAUUUGGCGAGAGCCGUUUUGUCCUACUAAUUUUGGCGGUCCUUGAACUCACCGUAAUUUGUUUACAUGUAUAACUUUCUCCGACUUUCUAGGACGUGUUUUAUGCCACUUUCUUUUUCUGUCUCAUUUUGUCCACCAAACUUUUAAGGUUGUGCAUGAAAGGUGAGUUUUGUUGAUGUUAUUGACUUGUGUGGAGUACUAAUCAGACAUAUUUGGUCACUGCAUGACUGCAAGCUAACCGAUGCUAACAUGCUAUUUAGGCUAGCUAUAUGUACAUAUUGCAUCAUUAUGCCUCAUUAGUAGGUAUAUUUGAGGUCAUUUAGUUUCCCUUAAGUCCUCUUAAUUCAAUGUAUAUCUCAUGACACGUACACUAUCUGUAUGUAACAUGGCUUUUAAUUUUUUGCGGCUCCAGACAGAUUUGUUUUUGUAUUUUUGGUCCAAUAUGGCUCUUUCAACAUUUUGGGUUGCCGACCCCUGCCCUAGUGGCUCCCAGGAGCUUUUUCAAAAAUGUAUGAAAAUGGAAAAAGAUGAGGCAAAAAAUGUUUUUGUUUGUUUUAAUAUGGUUUCUUUGGGAGGACAAACAUGACACAAACCUUCCUAAUUGUCAGAAAUCCCAAUGUUUAUAUUAAAAAUGCUUCACUGAUGAGAAUAUUUGGCGCCCGCCAUUUCGUCCUACUAAUUUCGCAAGUCCUUGAAAGCACCGUAGUUUGUUUACAUGUGCAACUUUCUCCGACGCUGCUACAGAGAGACGUGUUUUAUGUCACUCCUUUUUUGUCCCAUUUUGUCCACCAAACUUUUUAUGCUGUGUGUGAAUGCACAAAGGUGAGCUUUGUUGAUGUUAUUGACUUGUUGGAGCGCUAAUCAGACAUGCUGUACUUGGUCACAGCAUAGCAUGUUAGCUAAUUGAUGCUAACAUGCUAUUUAUGCUAGCUGUAUGUACAUAAUGCAUCAUUAUAGGCCAGGGGUCGGCAACCCGCGGCUCUUUAGCGCCGCCCUAGUGGCUCUCUGAAGCUUUUUCAAAAAUGUAUGAAAAAUGGAAAAAGAUGAGGGGAAAAAAAAAAAAA
Molecule: messenger RNA, 5036 nt
Organism: Entelurus aequoreus (snake pipefish)
Lineage: Eukaryota; Metazoa; Chordata; Actinopteri; Syngnathiformes; Syngnathidae
Gene: tbck
Product: TBC1 domain containing kinase
Exons: 26
Coding region: 143-2794 (883 amino acids)
Biological process (GO): protein phosphorylation
Molecular function (GO): protein kinase activity; ATP binding
Source: RefSeq, a predicted model, not a curated record